CUGGUAUUUUAGCAGCAAUGACUCCACCUCUGUUUGAACACUGUCUACGUAGGCAAGUGAGUGUGUGAGUGUGUGUUCAGCAGGUGUGGUGGCUGCUGCAGGUUGAAGUAGACAGACUUUAAGAGUUGAAGAUGGCUGACUGAAGUUCAGCGGGACAUAAAACCAGAUUUUAUAGCCGACUGAACAAAGGGAGAAGAAAUGAGAUUUAAAUAAAAGAAAACUUCUGGACAGAAACUCUCAUCAUCAGAUCUCCUGUCUUCAUCCUCCUCGUCAUGGCACCUUCAGGGGCUCCACCCAAAACAACCUUCCCGCCACUAACCACUAAGUACCACCCUAUCACCAUCUUUACCACAGCCUACCCCCACACUAACAGCACCCUCAACCCAUUCGCAGCCGCUGCGUCCAACUUCUUCAAUGACCUGCUGAACAAGAUCCCCUUGCCUCGAUGGGCAGUUUAUGCCAUCUUUGCAGCCGGUGCUCUGCUUAUUCUGAUCUGCUGUCUGUGUAUCUGCAUCAAGUGCUGCAAAAGGAAUAAGAAUAAGAAGCAGAAGAAGAAGGAUGAGAAAAUCAAUAUGAACGGCAUGAAUGGAAAAACCACCUCAGCUCUGGUUCAGCCCGAUGUGACGGAUGUGGACUAUGGCACAGCCAAAAAGGAGAGAGGAAAGCUGUUAUACUCUCUAGACUACAGUGCUGCUCAGUCUGAGCUCACAGUGGGGAUCAAACAAGCCAACAAUCUGAUGGCCAUGGACCUGGGAGGGACCUCAGACCCGUACGUCAAAGUCUACAUCAUCCCAGACAAAAUCAAAACCUGUGAGACCAAAGUGUUCAGACACACGCUGAACCCCGUCUUCAACGAACAAUUCAACUUCCCUAUCUCCAAGUCUACCCUUCUGAAGUCGACGGUGGUGAUGCAGGUGUUUGACUUCAACAGAUUCUCCAAACACAACAUCAUAGGUGAGCUCAGGGUGGAGCUCUGCAAUGUCGACUGGAACCACGUCAUCGAGGAGUGGAAGGCCCUUGCUGAGCCAGCCAAGUUUGAGGAAGAAAACCUGGGGGAGAUCUGCUUCUCUCUGCGUUAUGUUCCCACUGCCGGCAAACUGACUGUGGUGAUCCUGGAAGCCAAAAAUCUGAAGAAUAUGGACAUCACAGGAAACUCAGUUACAGACACUUUAACUCCAGAGAGAAAUCCUUAUGUAAAGGUGCAGUUGGCUCUGGACAAGAGAAAGUGGAGGAAAAGGAAGACGUCUGUUAAAAGAAACACUCUGAACCCUUAUUACAACGAGUCCUUCACCUUUGACGUGUCAUUUGAACAAAUCCAGAGGGUGAACCUGGUGAUCUCGGUAUGGGACCACGAUGCCGUGACCCGAAACGACCCGAUGGGGAAGAUCUUCCUGGGCUGUGACGCUUCUGGAAACCAGCUGAGGCACUGGGCUGACAUGUUGUCAAACCCGCGGCGGCCGAUCGCUCAGUGGCACAACCUGCUGUCGGCCCAACAGGUCAACUCCACCCUGACUCUGAAAAAGAGGAUACCCCUUGCCAGCAGAAUGCCCUUCUGAUGGCAGAGAUAGCACGGUCCAACACACAGAUAUAUCAGUAUGCAGAGAUUUAAAUAUUCUACUCUUCUGGAAAUUAUUAAAUCUAUCUGAUUGAUUUACUAUUUUACAUACAAGAUUAACAAUAUAUAUUUUGGUAUUAAAUUUAGUUUAAAUCAAUUUAAUUUAAAAUCCAUUCUUUCUGUAUGAAUUGUAUCAUACAAAGUUAAUUUUACCCUUUUAACAUAAUUAUAUUCUCGUGUUUGUAUUAAAUAUGUAAAAUAUUGUAUCUAUAUGUUUAAGAUCUCUUGAUGCCUCAUUCUCAAACCCCCCAUCAAACCCUCAUCGAUUCCUUCUCUUUAUGUUGGCAAGUAGCAUAGCAUUAGUAGCAUCAAAAAUAACACUUUAGCAGACAUCAGUGCACGUAAAAAUGUGCACAUGACAUAUUCUGAGCUGUGAACAUCAAUGUGGUUUCAGACCUGGGGGUUGGGACCCCAAAUGUGUCACAGGAUAAUUUUACAAAGCCAUUUGAACAUCAAAUGAAAUGAUAUUCAUCAUUUUAUUGACCUUUAUAAAGUUAAAUCAUUUUUAGCUUUCAGCCUCGAAACCCCAUUUUUAAAUCAA
Molecule: messenger RNA, 2156 nt
Organism: Larimichthys crocea (large yellow croaker)
Lineage: Eukaryota; Metazoa; Chordata; Actinopteri; Sciaenidae
Gene: syt8
Product: synaptotagmin VIII
Exons: 10
Coding region: 273-1556 (427 amino acids)
Biological process (GO): synaptic vesicle endocytosis; calcium ion-regulated exocytosis of neurotransmitter
Cellular component (GO): dense core granule; plasma membrane; synaptic vesicle membrane
Molecular function (GO): calcium ion binding; phosphatidylserine binding; clathrin binding
Source: RefSeq, a predicted model, not a curated record